AUGUCUGCUCCUGGAAACUCUGGUGAACACCAUCACGCCGAAGGGCCUCGGUACUCUCGAGGGGAAGAAACGAGCCAUGAACAUGAUAAGCACCAUGAAGAAGCCGCGAAAUACCACGACAAGGAAGUGGCUAAACAUGCCGAAGGGCCUCGGUACUCUCGAGGUGAAGAAGCUCACCAUGAGCAUGAUAAGCACGGUGAAGAAGCCGCGAAAUACCACGACAAGGAAGCGGCUAAACGUGCCCAUGGAGCCCACAAGGGUGGCGAAGAACACCGCAAUGUUGACGGUGCCGUCGCGCAUGGAGGGUACAGCCAUGGCGAACGCAAAGAAGAAGCGCCCCACGUUGAGGAAGAUCAUCUCGAACAAGCCAAGCAAGGCGGGAGUGUGGCCCACGGUGGUUUUUACCACGGGGAGCACAAAACAGAGUCGUCCAACGCGACGCAUGUGAAUGGCACCAUUCACUUCGUCCAAGGAAACUCUACCGGCAACUGGUCGCGUCUCGCUAACGGCAGCACGCACGGCGACCAAGUGAUCCAGUACGAUGGCCUUCGUCAUCAAGGUGGCGGCUCGUUGUCGUUGCAAGCGAGUGUCCGCGACCAGCACCACAAUGCCCUUGCGACGGCGGGGGGUGCCGCAGUGCUUGCCGUGGUGGGUUUUGUUGCGUUCAAGGUGGUCAAGAAGCUCCGCCAACGCGCCAACUACGAGACGAUUCCUACGGAGGCCACUCGCAUGAUUAUCUAA
Aphanomyces astaci is the source of this 741-nucleotide messenger RNA. RefSeq lists its product as hypothetical. NCBI's taxonomy places the organism in Eukaryota, Oomycota, Saprolegniomycetes, Saprolegniales, Verrucalvaceae. The record is from RefSeq and is a predicted model, not a curated record. Bases 1 to 741 code for a protein of 246 amino acids. The transcript has a single exon.